Lycium ferocissimum is the source of this 2428-nucleotide messenger RNA. RefSeq names its product cell division cycle protein 27 homolog B. Bases 186 to 2345 code for a protein of 719 amino acids. Gene Ontology annotation, molecular function: protein binding. The record is from RefSeq and is a predicted model, not a curated record. The transcript is spliced from 2 exons. NCBI's taxonomy places the organism in Eukaryota, Viridiplantae, Streptophyta, Magnoliopsida, Solanales, Solanaceae. Gene Ontology annotation, biological process: cell division.
GAAUUAAUAUAUCCCUCUAACGGUUCUUUUCUCACACAUUUCUGCCUCCUUAGUCCUCACCUCACCUGUUUGAAAAAUUCUCUCUCUCAUCAGUGUACACAAAAACAGACUCUCUCUCUCUAAUGUAUACAAAAAUCUGGGCUUUACAAAUCGUUGUCUCUCUUUGAAUUGGAGUGGAAAUAUCAAUGGAAGGUAUACUAAGUGAGUGCGUACAAACCAGCUUGCGGCAAUUUAUGCAUCGCAACGCCAUUUUUAUGUGCGAACGCCUCUGUGCCCAGUUCCCCUCUGAGAAAAAUAUGCAGCUUUUAGCUGAGUGCUACCUGCAGAACCAACAGGCUUAUGCUGCAUACCAUGUUCUGAAGGGGAAAAGUAUGGCUGAAUCUCGCUACUUGUUUGCACUAUCAUGCUAUCAGAUGGGUCUUCUCACUGAAGCUGAGACAGCACUUAAUGAGCCAUCAGCUGCAGAGGUUCCAAACGGUGCAGCUGGGCAUUACCUUCUUGGUCUUAUUUACCGGUAUACUGAUAGAAGAAAUCGUUCCAUCCAGCAUUUCAAUCAGGCCUUGUUAUUGGAUCCAUUGCUAUGGGCUGCAUAUGAGGAGUUGUGUAUACUAGGUGCUGCACAAGAAGCAGCUGCAGUUUUCGGGGAAGCAUCUUCCCUCUCCAUUCAAAAACAACACUUGUACCAAUCCCAAAAUAUACAAGCAUCUACUGAUGAUCAGAAUGUAGCUUCUAGGAAUAUUGUCUCGGACGACAUCAGCCCUAGGCAGUCAAAGCAUACACAUAGCAAUAAUCUUCGAGAAAGUAAUGGAACAGCUGCUGUCCAGAGUUUAGGUGGGGCUUCUACUAACAUGUCAUUCUACAACACUCCCUCACCAAUGGCUUCACAGUUGUCCGGAGUUGUUCCUCCUCCAGUUUGUAGAAAUUUUCAGCAAAAUGGAACUAAUGCAUCUAUGGCUGGUGCUGCUGAUAGUUCGCCACGAUCAACUGUCAAUUCAACCAUUCAGGCUCCCCCUCGGAGAAAGUUUGUUGAUGAGGGAAAGUUGAGAAAGAUAUCUGGGAGGUUAUUUUCUGAUUCUGGCCCUCGACGAAAUUCAAGGCUUGCUGGAGAAUCUACUGGAAACACAAAUUCAAAUGUAUCUGCAGCUUCCAAAUAUCAUGGUAAUUCGAAGCCGAGCUCAAUGACUUUACGUUCCAUGACAAGUCGAAAGUCACAAUCUUGGGCUUCCGAAAACUAUGCUGAAGGGGUUCGGAAUGACAUUUCUGAUGAUUCUCAGCUGAAUUCACACCCUUCUGGAGAUGCUAGACCUCUUGAACAAGAAGGGUCCGGAGCUUCUAUCCUCUCAGGUGCUUCAGACAUAUUGGCCCUUUUCAGGAUUCUCGGGGAAGGUUACAGACUUUCUUGUCUAUAUAGAUGCCAGGAUGCACUAGAUGUUUAUGACAAACUCCCACACAAGCAUUAUCAGACUGGAUGGGUUCUUUCCCAGAUUGGAAGAGCAUACUUUGAAAUGGUUGAUUACCUAGAAGCAGAUCAUGCGUUUGGCCUUGCUCGUCUGGCCUCACCUUACAGUUUAGAAGGGAUGGAUGUGUACUCGACAGUGUUGUAUCAUCUCAAGGAGGACAUGAAGUUGAGUUAUCUGGCUCAGGAGCUGGUAUCAACUGAUAGAUUAGCUCCUCAAUCUUGGUGUGCUAUGGGGAAUUGCUAUAGUUUACAGAAAGACCAUGAAACUGCUCUUAAAAACUUUCAACGAGCUGUACAACUAAAUCCUAGAUUUGCAUACGGGCACACUCUUUGUGGUCAUGAAUAUGUUGCUUUAGAAGAUUUUGAAAAUGCUAUCAAGAGCUAUCAAAGUGCACUUCGCGUGGAUGCCAGGCAUUACAAUGCGUGGUAUGGGCUUGGAAUGAUCUAUCUCCGCCAAGAGAAGUUUGAAUUUUCAGAGCAUCACUUUCGCAUGGCUUUGGGUAUAAAUCCACAUUCUUCUGUUAUCAUGUCCUAUCUUGGCACUGCACUACACGCUCUGAAGAAAAACGAGGAGGCAUUGGAAGUGAUGGAGCUGGCUAUCGUAGCAGACAAGAAAAAUCCUCUUCCAAUGUAUCAGAAGGCUAACAUCCUUGUGAGUAUGGAAAGUUUUGAUGCCGCUUUACAGGUCUUAGAGGAACUUAAAGAGCAUGCUCCUCGUGAGAGCAGCGUCUAUGCUUUGAUGGGUAGGAUUUACAAGAGGCAUAAUAUGUACGACAAAGCCAUGCUUCAUUUUGGAGUAGCGUUAGAUUUAAAACCAUCCGCAAUUGAUGUUGCAACCAUUAAGGCUGCCAUCGAGAAGUUGCAUGUACCAGAUGAUCUGUUGUAAGGCAUAAUUAUAUUUUAUAAUACUUACGAACAACUAAACUACCAAGUGACCGCGUUGUAAAGAUCACGUUGAAUUUUUCCCAA